Messenger RNA from Urocitellus parryii (Arctic ground squirrel), 2978 nucleotides. The record is from RefSeq and is a predicted model, not a curated record. Lineage: Eukaryota; Metazoa; Chordata; Mammalia; Rodentia; Sciuridae.
CCUCCCGGUUCCCAGCAGAGCCGCCUCCCCUCUGGUUUGUGCAGUCCGCCCCGCAGCCAGCGUCGGAAGUAGGCCGCCAUAUCUGGGAACUGCAGUCUACACUUUGAAACCCAAGAGGGAUUAAAGACCCACCAGAGACCUGGAUAAUGGCCUUCUCCAUGGAUGCUGGAGCAGUAACUUCCAAUGAAAAAUCAGGUAGGAUCACCUCACUCCCACUCUUAUUUCAGAAAGGCUUUGCUCAGAUCUUUUCUCAGUGGAGAAAAGGGAAUACGGACGGAGACUGUCUCCCCCACAAGUGCUCAGAGACUGACUCUCUUGGAGGACACUAUMGUUGGCAAAUUCCUGUUAAUCUCAAUGACUUUGAAAUUUUAAAAAAUAAUGAGAAUAGACUGUUUGAAGUCCUCCAAAAUAAGUUUGGGUGUAUCUCUACCCUGGUGUCUCCAGCUCUGGAAGGUAAUAGCAAUUCUUUGGGCCAGCAAGUCUUCAGAAAGACCCUGGCCCCAGGGCUUGAGUUAUCUGUCUGGAAGGGUGACCUCAGCAGACGUGCUGUUGAUGUUGUGGUGAAUGCAGCCAAUGAAGAUCUUCUACAUGGGGGAGGCCUGGCCUUGGCCCUGGUGAAAGCUGGUGGCCCUGAAAUCCAAGAGGAGAGCAAAAGAUUAAUUUCCAGUUAUGGCAGAGUACAACCUGGUGGGAUAGCUGUCACUGGAGCAGGAAAACUUCCUUGCAAAAACAUUAUCCAUGCUGUUGGGCCUCGAUGGAAAGCAGUGGAGAAAGAGAGAUGCAUUGAUACACUGAAAAGAGCUAUUGCAAAUGUUCUGGAGUUUGUUUGUAAAGAAGAGUGCAUUAAGACAGUAGCAAUUCCAGCCCUGAGCUCUGGAAUUUUCAAGUUUCCUCUGGAUUUGUGUACAAUGACCAUUUUAAACACUAUCAAGUUUUAUUUCCAAAGCAAGCAAGUGGUUGGUAAUUUGAAAGAAAUUCAUCUGGUGAGCAAUGAGGACCCUACUGUUGCUGCCUUUAAAUCUGCUUCAGAAAUUGUCCUGGGAGGCAAUGAGCUGGACUCUUGGGAGCGUCAAGAAACCACCCCUCCUUUUAAUAUGACUAUUCAAACUCCUCAGGGCCUGACUCUCCAGAUUGUCCUGGGCUACAUUGAACUACAGACGACAGAUGUAAUUGUUAAUUCUGUAACCCCACCAUGUCUCAGAGUGGGACCUGUGUCAACAUCAAUUCUACAACGGGCAGGARAUGAAAUGGAAUGGGAAUUCUGUAAAAAAGUAUCUCAACAGUUUUCAGAUUCCCAGUUGGUACUGGUCACAGAAGGAUUUAAACUGCCCUGUAAAUACGUAUUCCAUGUUCUGUGGAAUCCAGCACAACCUGCAUCUUUGGCUUUCAGUCAUGAAAUGACAAAGAAUUACAAGAUGCCGAAUUGUAACAUUUACAAUGUCCCCCAGGGAACCCUCGAGGAGCAAAGAGAAAAUGGGCUUGAAGUGGGGUCUCCUGCCAUGRAUCUGAUGGGAUGGAAUAAGGAAGAGAUAUGUGAGGCCAAAACAUGGAUCCAAAGGAUACUGACAUCCCAGAACAUCCACACCAUUGAGAACAAGCAUAUUCGCCACCUUGGGAAAAAGGAACAUGACAUUUUAUCUAAACUUCAGAGAACCUCAAGUGUCUCCAUUACAGAGGUUAUCAGUCCCGGAAAGGCAAAUUUAGAGAUCAGAGGAGCCAGGGAUGACCUCAUUGAGGUGGUUAUGAACAUUGAACAUAUGCUCUGUGAAGUUCAGGAGGAAGUGACAAGGGAAAAGGAGCAAAACCUUUGGAUCUUAUCAGGACAAUGGACUGAUCAGCAAACAAAAAACCAGGAUGAAAUGAAAAAAAAAAUCACAUUUCUACGAUAUCAAGCACCUUGGACUGAAGAACUUCUGGAUCGAAAGAAACAGUUUGAAAAACAUGGUUUUCAGGUUAUAAAGGUGGAAGCAAUAGACAAUGCGGUUCUUCAGGCUGCCUUCCAAAGAAAGAAGAAAACGAUGGAAGGGAGAACUUCUAAAGAGCCUGUGAGCCACAGGUUGUUUCAGCAGGUUCCACACCAGUUCUGCAAUGUGGUAUGCAGAGUCGGCUUUCAAAGUUUGUACUCAGUGCCUUUUGACUCAAAGUAUGGAGCUGGCAUAUACUUCAUCAAGAACCUCAAAACACUAGCAGACCAAGCCAAGAAAAUCUAUGCUACAAAUGAGCUGAUCUAUGUAUUUGAGGCUGAAGUACUCACAGGCUCCUUCUGUCAAGGUCACCGGUUAAAUAUUGGCCCACCUCCACUGAGUCCUGGAGCCAUAGAUUUUCAUGACAGUGUGGUUGACAAUGUCUCCAGUCCUGAAACCUUUGUUAUUUUUAGUGGCAUACAGGCUAUGCCCCAAUAUUUAUGGACUUGUAUUCAGGAUUACUCAUCAAGACCAAUGUUAUUUUCUUCAAAGCAGCCUUGGAGGAAAUUCUCAAAUGGCAGUCCUGUUGAUUAAUCUCCAAUUCAUUUUAACAGCAGGCAUGACCUUGCACUGGGUGAUCUAACCACCAGUGAUUCAAAGAGUGGUUUGAAUAUGUCAAAUGAGUUAUCUGUUUGGACUGACUGGGCAUCAAGAAAGUACCAGACACCUACUAGCAUCUUAGAGCCUUAAUCUUUGCCUUUAUCUCUUGGGGUUGAAGUGGAUAGAUACCAACGAAAACAUUCUUAGGACUGUUCCUCUUCCUUGCAAUUGUUCUUUUGUCGCCUUAACUAUAGAUAACAGCAAAAAUGUUUUACAUGUAAUGAAGAGAUUUUUCCACAAUGUAAUCCAAGCCUUUUUAUUUUCUAAAAGGAUGACAGUAUAAAAUAUUAGGACAGCAGAAUAAUUUUAGACUUUUUUAGAGAGUCUUAUAAAGUGCUUUGGGUAUCAAAAUAAAUCACCUUUGUCUGAAUAAUUGACUCUGGAAAAAUAUGUGCAAAAUGAAAUAACUUGAAA